Molecule: messenger RNA, 1619 nt
Organism: Spodoptera litura
Lineage: Eukaryota; Metazoa; Arthropoda; Insecta; Lepidoptera; Noctuidae
Product: G protein-coupled receptor moody-like
Biological process (GO): G protein-coupled receptor signaling pathway
Cellular component (GO): membrane
Molecular function (GO): G protein-coupled receptor activity
Source: RefSeq, a predicted model, not a curated record
GACCGCUUACAAACCAAACAUGUAACAAUCAAUAAAUCUCAUUACAAGUGCUUUGGAAAUUGCAAGUGAUAUUGAAAUCUUCAACGGUACCAAUAAUUGUGUAAAAGUGUAAGAUGGUGGCGUGUGAUUACACCAAGUCGGAUUUUGGUAUGUCGUAUUCAACAAGUGAAGAUUUAGCAUCGGUUGGACUGUUCAGGUGUUAUUCUGAAACGCUCCUGGCUUCCGCUUCUGCAUGCUGUGUGGCCUUCAUGGUCAUCGGCAUCCCUGGCAAUCUCACUACUAUUAUAGCACUCGCUAGAUGCAGAAAGGUCCGGAAUGCGACAGCGAUAUUCAUAAUAAAUCUCCACAUAUGUGAUGUGAUAUUCGGCAGCCUGAUUCUGCCGCUGACGGCCAUCACGUUCUUGCAGAAACAAUGGACUCACGGGUGGAUCAUGUGUCGCGUGUACGCCUACUGCAAGUUCACUUUAAAUGCCGUCUCCAUCUUCACAGUCCUGGCCAUCACUAUUAACAGAUAUAUCAUUGUCUGUCACCCACUCUGGUACCCCAGAAUUUAUAAAAGAAGAAACAUGACAUUUAUGUUGAUACUCAUCUGGAUGUUGGCCUCAGCACUUUUUUUGCCAUCCUACUUUGGAGCAUGGGGUCGAUUUGAUUUAGAACCUAAUGGAGGAUUCUGCACAAUGCUUGAGGACGAAAAUGGGAACUCCCCAAAGAAAUUCUUUUUAACUAUCGCCUUCAUAGGACCUUACCUCAUUAUAGCUAUAUGUUACGCUAGAAUUUGGUGGGUGGUAAUGAAAACUGCAAAAAAACUACGAGGACAAAAUCCUAGACCAACGCGCCCAACACAUUUACCUCUAAUGCUCACUCAAUCUGAUACGUCAACGGACGGGAGGACACUUAUAAGCUUCGAUCCUGCAAGUUCUACAAACAGUACAACUGAUGACGAUAAGACGCCACCUAGCAGUGCCAGUUCUACACCAAAUGAUAAUAGAACUUUUGACAAAUAUUUCAAGGCUCCAUUUAGACUUACUAGAAAAGAAAUAAGACCAAAGGCACCGACAAGAAAAGACAAAAAACUGUUUGCAAUGAUCGCUGCGAUAAUGCUAUCUUACAAUCUAACUCAUUUGCCAUUGAUGGUGACAAGGUUUGUCUACAAGGAGUAUAAGUCUGAACCUUACGCUAACGUGUCUGCCCAUCUCUUAUCAUAUCUGGGGACUUGCAUAAACCCCAUCAUCUAUGUAUUAAUGUCGAAUGAAUAUCGACACGCAUACAGGAGUCUCUUUGAAGACAUUAUAAAUAAGUUCCGUAGACUUAUUGAAUAGCACGUCAAUAAUGAAGAAAGAAUUCAUAAGGUAAGGUAGUAGGUACUUUACUACCUAAUCUAGUGAGAAUGAUACGUUUCCUGCAAAAAUCAUGAUCAUGAUUACAAGGAGACAAAAACACAUUGGGUGAAACUCACUGUACGUUCUGGUUGUAAUGCGACACUGGACUGGACACACGUUCAUUUAAACGAAAAAGAGGGUUCGAACGUGUGAAGGAAGAGUACCUGUAAAGCGUAAAGAAAUGAUUGAUAUACAAAGACUACUUCCUUGUGCUGUAAGGAAGGUAAAACAGUAUUAUUA